This is a messenger RNA of Carassius carassius (crucian carp), 2217 nucleotides long. RefSeq names its product NAD kinase 2, mitochondrial-like. The record is from RefSeq and is a predicted model, not a curated record. The transcript has 12 exons. Gene Ontology annotation, molecular function: NAD+ kinase activity. Lineage: Eukaryota; Metazoa; Chordata; Actinopteri; Cypriniformes; Cyprinidae. Gene Ontology annotation, biological process: NAD+ metabolic process; NADP+ biosynthetic process. Gene Ontology annotation, cellular component: mitochondrion. The coding region runs from base 675 to 1997 and encodes 440 amino acids.
CACCGAGUCAGCGCUACGUGCUUUAAAGAUGGCGGCACGUGUGAGUGUGGGAUCUGAUGUUUUUAGUAGCCUCAAGUUUGUGAUUUGAAGUUCUGUAUAUGGGAAGACGUUAAACGUCAGGUUUCCGUAGAUCGCUCAGACUCGCGCUCUCUGUCGUUCAUAUAGACGGGGAUGUGAUCGCUCACCGCGCUUGGAGAGGUAGAGUUGGUGGCCAGUUUGGCAUGCUAAAACUGACAGCUGUAAGCAGCUAACUGUUAGCUGUUCACAUACACUUAAGGGCAUCGUUCACGAAAACUUCAGCAAAUGUGACCUGCACUUCCAAAACUACGAGACCAGCGGGUGGUAACCUGCUUACGUUAGUCAGAACCACAGCCUUAGGUGCUUUGCCAUUGGUCACUCACUGAAUGCUUCUGCUUCCAUCAACUACAUUAACACCUUACGACCUCCUUAUUUAAACCAGUCUUGUGUGUUAAGUAGACUUCACAUUGCUUUUAUUUACUUUGCCUAGCACCAGCAGCAUUUUGAAGCCCGUAAAACCAUUUUAAUAAAUUACUCGCGGUAAGUUAGUAGUUUUGACAGGACAGGAUUAAAGCCCCGAAUGACUGACAUUUUUCAUGGUGUAAUUAAUUUUUUGGUUUGCGGUUAUUUUUCCAAUAUUAUUUUGCGGUAGUAAUAUGCUAUCCCGAGCUUUAAGCAAAUCUCUUUCCUAUGGAAAUCCACUAGUGGCGGGUUUCACUGGGAGCUGUUGUAGUCGUGUGUGUUUUCAUCAGACCGCCGUGUGUAAAGUUUCCUCGCGAGCUGAACGCGGCUUCAGACCGGCGAAGGUGGCUGUUGUGACUAAAACCACACGAUAUGAAUUCGAGCAGCAGAGAUAUCGCUAUGCGGGACUGUCAGAGGAGGAUCUCAAACAGCUGCUUGCCCUGAAAGGAUCCAGUUACAGUGGGCUUCUGGAGAGACACAAUAUACACACCAUCAAUGUUGGACAGAUUGUGGACAGCCUACAAAAAGAAGGAAUUGAGGUGCGCAUUGUCAAAAGAGGCGAGUAUGAUGUGGACACCGUGCGAUGGGCCGAUGCCAUCAUCUCUGCUGGAGGUGAUGGCACCAUGCUGCUAGUUGCCAGUAAAGUGUAUGAUAAGAACAAACCUGUAUUUGGGGUCAAUACAGACCCGGAAAGGUCAGAGGGUCACCUGUGUUUACCUGUGCACUAUACACAUGCCUUUUCAGAGGCCUUACAGAAACUCAGGAAGGGUGAGUUCAGGUGGCAGUGGCGUCAGCGCAUCCGUAUGUACUUGGAGGGCACUGGGAUCAACCCGACUCCAGUGAACCUGCAUGAGCUGCAGCUGAGCCUGGAGCAGCACAAGAAGGCGCACCGCAUCACUACAGACACUCAGAGCAGUAUGACACAUAACAGUCCUGAAAGGCCUCAUCUGCUUCCUGUCCGAGGGCUCAAUGAGAUCUUCAUUGGGGAGUCCCUGUCCUCCAGGUUGAAGUAUAAAUCCUUCAAACCUCAUCUUACCCUCUCGCUUCAUAGGGCUUCAUACUAUGAAAUCUCCAUCGACGACGGGCCGUGGGAGAAGCAGAAGAGCUCAGGCCUUAGCAUUUGCACUGGAACUGGAUCUAAAGCCUGGUCCUACAAUAUUAAUAAGCUUGUGGAGCAGGCAGUGGAGGAUGUCCUUAGAAUAGGUAAAUUAAAAACCGGUUUGGAUGUUCCUCUAAAUCGGGAGUUCAUUGCGAGUGUGACUGAAACAUACAACGAAUCCCUGAUCUUCAGCCCAGAGGAGGACAAGCUUUACUUCAGUAUAAGAGAGCCGAUAGUCAACAGGGUAUUUUCCAAUAGCAGACAAAGAGGUUUUGCCAAAAAGGUUUGUGUCCGCUCAAGGUGUUGGGAUGCCUGCAUGGUGGUGGAUGGUGGGACGUCCUUCGAGUUUAAUGAUGGUGCCAUUGCUACAAUCAGCUUAAAUGAGGAGGACCUGUUGCGAACAGUCAUUCUUGAUUAAAAACUCUUUAUUUAUUGAGGACUGAAUGAUUGUCUUUAAGGCCAGACUUUGAUGGGACAGUGGGUACUUUAAGAACUGAGUUUUAAGGGAUGACGGGGUUUGCAGAUGAAAUGUAUAUUUAUAGUCAGUUAUAUUAGUAUAUAUACCAAUAUAACUUACUUAAAUGACCCUCUAGUUUGCAGCCUUCAGAAAUAACAUUAAAACACUUUUCCCACCCAGA